UGUUGCAGUCUGAUCUUUGAACCUGGUCAACAGCAGACAGUCCUGGUGGAUCAGUCAGACCACCUCAGGACUGCAGGACCGCGACUCCCAAAACCAGCUCCACCAGAGAGGACAACACCAACCAAAACCAAAACCCCCGAUUCCUUCCCCCGACACUGACAUGGACCUGAUUCUGGACCUCCAACAAACUCCCCGGGAAUCCUGAUCUCAUGAUCUUCCUCUAAAAUGUUUCCAGAGUAACUGAAGUAGUCAGAUUUUUAUUUUACUUUUUAUUUUUUAUUUUUUAUUUUUUUUAACUAACACUCAAAACUAGAGAUGUUUAACUUAAGAUGCUUUUUAACGUGCCUUUUGGCUUUUAUUACAACAUCCCAGAGUUUACACGUGACUGACGGGGAUGGACAGAGAUUUCUGGAGAAUAUUUUACACUUUUAUGGGGAAAAUUCAUCAAUUUCAACGGGGAAUCUGGAAGAUUUACUGCUGUUAAUCUCAGCCAGAAGGUCUCACUCAGUAACUGAAGAAAAUCCACUGGCAAACCAAGAGUGUCCCUCAGCAGAGCAGAUCUUGUCCCACUUCGGGUUCAGUAAUGUCAGUCAGCUGACUGUGGGACAUCUGGGGAGGAUCUGUCCCGCUGUGUUGACCCAGGUGCUGCUGCCCUCCUGCCCCUACACCACCCCCAAGACUGUGCCGCCUCUCGACUACACUGUGUGGGGUUACGGGUUUCUGGCCGUCACUGUGAUCAACCUCGCGUCUCUGCUCGGCCUCCUGCUGAUACCCUUCACCAAAAAAUCCUACUUCCCCAAAGUGCUGACCUACUUCAUCGGCCUGGCCAUCGGGACUCUCUUCUCCAAUGCUGUACUUCAGCUCAUACCAGAGGCUCUGGGGUUUGAUCCCAAAGCAGAUAACUACGUGGCAAAUGCAGUUGGAAUAUUCGGUGGGUUUUACCUGCUUUUCUUCGUGGAGAAGGUCCUGAAAAUGGCUCUCAGGGUGGAGCAUGAUCAUGGCCACAGCCACUUCACUCCUGCAGAGCCGCCUCAGGAAAACUCCCUUCACAACGGAGACAUCAUGGAGAAGAAGGACUCCAUCAUCUUGACCAGCAUCAGCACCGUCUCCAUAGACAAGAGAAGCCCGAGCCCAGACCUUCCGCACGCAAACGUGACACUUUCCCAGAGCGCCAAGGGGUCAGGCGUGAUGUGCCACUGGCUGCGUGGGCAGCACAUCACCAGCAUCAAGACGGUGGCGUGGAUGAUAACGCUGAGCGACGCGCUGCACAACUUCAUCGACGGCCUGGCUAUCGGUGCGUCGUUCACCGUGUCAGUACUGACAGGGUUCAGCACUUCAACUGCUAUCGUGUGUGAAGAGUUUCCCCAUGAGCUGGGCGACUUCGUGAUCCUCCUGAACGCAGGUAUGAGCAUCCCUCAAGCCAUUUUCUUCAACCUGCUGUCGGCGGUGUCGUGUUACAUCGGCCUCGUGUUUGGAAUCCUGCUCGGGAGCAACGUUGCCCCCAAUGCAAUCUUUGCCAUCGCAGGAGGAAUGUUCCUGUAUAUUGCACUGGCAGACAUGUUUCCAGAGAUGGACAGCAUCGCACGAGAACAGAAAAGAACCUCCGACAAGAUCAUCUUCUUCCUGAUCCAGAACGCGGGGCUGCUGACCGGGUUCAUCAUCAUACUGCUGAUCACCAUGUUUGCAGGGGAGAUCAAUCUGGGUUAGAAGGGGAGGAAAACACAAACUGGAAAUAAAUAUAGUUAAUGAGCUGCUUCCAUUUCUGCUCUCAGCUCACUCGGCUGGGCAGGAAAGUGAAUGUAAAGUGAAUGUUUUGUACAAACAAAACUAAAUGUUUAAAGGAAAAAUUAUGUUUUCUUUUUAUGUUUUGACUAUCAGUUUAGUGGAACAUUUAUUCCAUAAAAAGGGAAAAUCUUUACAAUCAUUUGAUGUAUUAAAUCUAGACAAAUUUGUUUUAAGGAGACAAUAAAUUAUUUUUUCAGUCUUCAUA
Molecule: messenger RNA, 1990 nt
Organism: Seriola dumerili (greater amberjack)
Lineage: Eukaryota; Metazoa; Chordata; Actinopteri; Carangiformes; Carangidae
Gene: slc39a8
Product: zinc transporter ZIP8-like
Exons: 8
Coding region: 316-1707 (463 amino acids)
Biological process (GO): zinc ion import across plasma membrane; intracellular zinc ion homeostasis
Cellular component (GO): membrane
Molecular function (GO): zinc ion transmembrane transporter activity
Source: RefSeq, a predicted model, not a curated record